Messenger RNA from Racocetra fulgida, 728 nucleotides. Lineage: Eukaryota; Fungi; Glomeromycota; Glomeromycetes; Diversisporales; Gigasporaceae. The record is from the annotation of a GenBank genome assembly.
AAAGUUUAAAGCACCUUCUCGAUACAUAUGAUCCUACCUUUUCGGAAUUAGACCCUGAGGAAUUGGAUAAGAACAUAUACUCUGAAGAGACAGAAAUUUCUCAAUUAGAUGAAUCGAGUGAUGAAGAUAAAAGGUCUGAAGAUAUUAUAGUAAUCUCUGAAACAGCCAUCAGAGAACGCAAAUCAAUGUUACUACAACCUCAUGAAAAUAUUGGUCGGCUACCUAAAAACAUCUUGCCUAAUGAAACCGUUAAUGAAGUAAAGCUUUUUAUUAAAUCGCUUGAAGAGCAGCAGAGUGAAGCAUUAGCUGUUAGAAAAUAUACUCGAAAAAGAGCUGAUGGAAAUAUAACUGUUCGUUAUGAAAAAGACGAUAUUAUUUUGCUUCUAUCCCAUUAUUCUUACAAUCGUCUACUUGCUGCUUAUAACUCAGUACACCCUAAAAAGCUCAUUAAGAAAUUGCCUCAUAACUCCCAACAACCCGGAAGUUGGUUUUAUCAAUCGUUAUUGAAAGUUCAUCAGUUUGGUUUCGUAGAUGAAGGUAUUGAUAAAUAUUGGCAUUGUGUCUAUACCGAAGGCAAAGCCUUAAAAGGGACAAAUGAGGCUAGUAACCCUUGGGAUGAAUUCCAGUUGUUAAAAAAAGAUGCUAAUCCACUCAAUAUUAACAAUUGGGAUAUUCGUGAGCUUCUAUCAAGAGGUCUUCCAGAGGAGAAACAAGUACAAAAUUCGUAA